GCAUCAACUUUUGGAUUGUCUGUCAGAAUGGAAAAACUCACGCCAGAACAAUGGCGCGAGAUAAUGAACAAGAAGAUGCGCUUCCCUCCGGAGCUCCUCAACGCCAUCCAGGAAGGGAGGAUCGAGCUACUGAGUGGGCUGCUGAAGACGGGAGACGGCAUCAUCCGCCAGCUGGAUGAAUCUGAGGAUCGCCAGUGGAGGGAGGCUCUCAAUCUCUCCAUCCGCCUGGGCAGCGAGGAUGCCAUGGACGCCCUCCUGCUGGGGGUCAAGUUCGACUUCAGGCAGAUUCAUGAGGCCCUGCUGGUCGCUGUGGACACCAACCAGCCCACAGUGGUGAAGCGUCUGUUGGAUCGUUUGGACCAGGAGAAGGGCAACAAAAUGGAUGUCAGAUCCUUCUCCCAGGCUAUUUUUGACCGCUCCAUUGACAACUCCCAGUUUGCCCCUGGUGUGACCCCUUUGACCCUAGCCUGUCAGAAAGACCUGUAUGACAUAGUCACCAUGCUCACCCAGAAAGGUCACGGCAUCCCGUGGCCACACAAGAUCUCCUGUACCUGUCUGGAGUGUCGCAAUGGUCGGCAGUACGACCUGCUCAAGUUCUCCUUGUCUCGCAUCAACACCUAUCGUGGCAUCGCCAGCCGAGCCUACCUGUCCAUCACCUCUGAUGAUGCCAUGCUCAGCGCUUUUAGUCUCAGCAAAGAGCUCCGCAAGCUGUCACAAAAGGAGCCCGAGUUCAAGCCUCAAUACCUGAGCCUUGAGGAGCUCUGUCAGGAGUUUGCCGUGGAGUUGUUGGGGAUGUGCCGCAACCAGAGCGAGGUUUCCACAAUCCUGAACAGCUGCGGAGACGAGAGUCGGGAUUCCUUGGACGAGCAGGCGUUUGAGGAGGGAAUACCCACUCUGUCUCGUUUGAGGCUCGCUGUCAACUACAACCAGAAGCAGUUUGUAGCGCACCCGAUCUGCCAGCAGGUUCUGUCAUCGAUUUGGUGUGGGACUCUAUCAGGCUGGAGAGGCAGCAGGACAGCCUGGAAGCUCUUGGUCUCCAUUGGGAUCUUUUUUACCAUGCCCUUUCUUUGCCUCAUUUACUGGAUAGCACCAAAGUCAAAGCCUGGACAGUUGCUUAAGAUUCCUGUUAUUAAGUUCCUCCUUCAUUCUGCAUCCUACCUGUGGUUUAUCAUCACUUUGCUCGGAGAGUCAAUAACCAUGGAGAUGUACCGGGACAAGUUUGCUUCCCGGGAGCAGAACAUCCUGCACAGCUCCUUCCACAUGGUGUGGGUGGUCGGCUUCUUCUGGUAUGAGUGUAAAGAGGUGUGGAUCGAAGGACUACGCAGUUACUUCCUAGACUGGUGGAAUUGUCUGGACGUGAUGGUGCUCAGCAUGUACUUGGCGUCCUUUUCACUGCGAGUGCUCAUCCUGCUCAAAGGCUACUUCCUGUGCCAGGAUCAGAGCAGCAAUGAGGACUGCGUCUACUUCACUCAGACUGUGCGUGAGGAGUGGCGUCAGGAGGACCCGCAGCUGCUUUCUGAGGUGCUGUUUGCUGUGACCAGCAUGCUGAGCUUCACCCGGCUUGCAUACAUCCUGCCAGCCCAUGAGUCACUGGGAACGCUGCAGAUCUCCAUAGGGAAGAUGAUUGAUGACAUGAUGAGAUUUAUGUUCAUACUGAUGAUAAUCGGGACGGCCUUCCUCUGUGGCAUCAACAACGUCUACGUUCCUUACGUCAUCUCUCCACGGCUUGGCAGAUUUAAUGAGACCUUCAAGUUCUUGUACUGGACCAUGUUUGGGGUGGCCAACCAGGACUACGUGGACAUGCCUCAGUAUGUCUUGGCGGAGUUUGUGGGAAGGAUUCUUUACGGUAUCUUCACCCUUGUCAUCGUCAUUGUCCUCCUCAACAUGCUCAUUGCUAUGAUCACCAACUCCUUUCAGAAAAUUGAGGAUGACGCAGAUGUUGAAUGGAAAUUUGCCAGGUCGAAGCUGUACCUCAGUUACUUCAGAGAGGGCCUCACUAUGCCUGUGCCUUUCAACAUCAUUCCUUCUCCCAAAGCCGUGUUUUACAUUUUAAGGGGCAUCUUCAGACGAAUCUGCUGCUGCUGUAAAUCUAAUUCAGAGCAAAAAUAUCCCCCUCUAGCCUCUAUGUCCAGCGAUAAGGGCACCGAGGACAGUCAGCUGCCUUACCGGCAGCAAGUGAUCAGAGCUCUGGUGCAGCGCUACAUCGAGUCAGCCCGCAGGGAGUUUGAGGAGACCAAAAGAAAAGACAUUGGAAAUAGGAUCACCGAGCUGAACAAAGCAGUCUCCAGGAUGCACGGUGAAAUGAAGGUGAUCCAGCAGCUGCUGGUGGCUGAAGGACACGUUUCAAGCGACGCUCUGUCCAGAGAUGGCACCUCUGUUCUGGGGAAAUACAUCAUUGGGGCCAAGAACAACUUCAGAGGUUUCAGCAGCAGACAGGACGACAAAAACACAUCCCUCAAAGUGACCGUGCACCACGGAGGGGAAAGGGCCGAUUCAGACGCACAACAGGAGACGGACAAACAACUGAGUCAGCUGGAUGAGUGUGAAGAAACGCCGACGCAGGACUGUGAGGUGGCCAAGAUGGAGGAAGGGCGAGCGAAAUCCAAGCAGGGAGACGAGAACAGGGAGCACGAGGAAGAAAAUCAAAGUGAAAAUGGUGAUGAAGAGGAGGCCGCUGGAGGGAGAAGUUUAGAGACAGUAGAAGAGAAAGCGGAGAGCACACAGGGUGAGGCAGACAAGAGUGAAGAGGAGUUUAACUCGGGGUCAAAGGUGACAGACACACACACUGAGACGACGCCCGAGCACGUGGAGGGCGCCACGGUCAGCUGUGAAACGACAGACACCAAGAAAAUAAUCAAGUUCAACGACAUGGAGCUGAAGGAGAGGGAGGUGGGAUGGACGAAGGGGAAAAGGUUUGGGAGCAAUGUGAGGGAGAGAGACGGACAGAACGGAAACAAGGAAGUGGUUCCGUCUCCGACAGGAAGCAGCAGCUCACACGACACGGGCUUCGGCUCUCAGGAGGGGGUCGGAGCCAUCGACGGGAGUGAACCCUUAAACACGGAGACUUGCUGGGUCAGGAUGUCCCAGACCUGAUGGUUUGAUUCACUUGGAAAUAUAAAAGUGCACACCAGCAAAUAAAUGUCACAGCGCACGCAGGCAAUCAGAAACACGUAGGUCCUAAAAUAUUUGAACAUAGGGUGACCUAAAAUGACCCCAGCCCCUGUUUAACAGGACAGAAAGGAGCAAGAAAAAUCAAUAAAACAACAACUAAAUCUGCACGUGUGCAGUUUGGAAAAUAAACCACUCGUUAAACUCGAGUCAGUGGUUUUUAAAGGAAUGCACGUCACCCGCCGCCUUGAACGCCGGUUUAUAA
Nematolebias whitei (Rio pearlfish) is the source of this 3373-nucleotide messenger RNA. Its product is annotated as short transient receptor potential channel 2. The transcript is spliced from 13 exons. Gene Ontology annotation, cellular component: cation channel complex; membrane. NCBI's taxonomy places the organism in Eukaryota, Metazoa, Chordata, Actinopteri, Cyprinodontiformes, Rivulidae. The record is from RefSeq and is a predicted model, not a curated record. Bases 28 to 3093 code for a protein of 1021 amino acids. Gene Ontology annotation, molecular function: inositol 1,4,5 trisphosphate binding; store-operated calcium channel activity. Gene Ontology annotation, biological process: regulation of cytosolic calcium ion concentration; manganese ion transport; calcium ion transmembrane transport.